AUGGCCAUGAAGCGUGAAAUAGGGUCAAGGAAGUAUAAAUACCAUCUGGGGAAAAAAAAACACCCGUCAGAUUCAGAUAGUUCUGUCAGUCAGCAUGAAGAGGUUGAUAAUUUUGAUCUCUGUCGUCUGCGCGGUGCAGAUGGUGACAGCGAUCUUAAGCUUCUUAAGAAAAAUUAUCCUUCAGAUGCUAGCAAGACUACCAGUGAAGAUGGAAUAUCAUUCGAACUAGCGCUACAAGAGGGUGAGAAAAAAGAAUUGAACAGGCGAGGAAACUCAGCAAGUUUUAUGGAUGGCAGGACAAUCAACUCAGCGGAUAUGUCUCCGGCGCAUGUAUCGCUGGAGAAGAAAGCAUUAUCUACAGAUGCGCAGGCGUUUUUAAAUGCUCACAACGAGAAAAGGCGCAUCGUCAACCCCACUGCAACAAACAUGAAAGAAAUGGUUUGGAGCAAAGAUCUUGAACACCUCGCCAGGAACUAUGCCAAAAAAUGCAAGUUUGAGCAUAAUAAACAUAGAUCCGAAGGCAUGCCUUAUUAUGUCGGCGAGAAUCUGUAUGUUAGCUCAGGGAAUGUAGCACCUGGUGUGGCAGUAACGAGCUGGGAUAAUGAGAAGAACGACUACUCAUUUAAACAUAACAAGUGUGACCCAAACAGCGAGUAUGGUUGUGGCCACUAUACUCAGGUUGUCUGGGCAAAUUCUGAAUACCUUGGAUGUGCAAAACAUUACUGCAAACAUGUUACAGGUUUUGGACCAGGAUAUUUAGUUGUUUGCGACUACGGUCCUGGGGGCAAUGUUAAUGAAGCGAGACCAUACACUAGUGGACCAACUUGUAAUAAUUGUCCAGCCGGGUACACAUGUGUGAACAAACUAUGCAGUGGAUCUGGUGGCACUGGGUCCAACGCCUGUUCAACGAAUCCAUGCAAAAAUGGUGGCACUUGCAAGUCUGUCUCUGGGAAUGCAGUUUGUCAGUGCACCAGUGGUUGGACUGGAAGUACAUGUGAAACACAAGCUUCCUCUAACUGUUCACCUAACCCAUGUAAGAAUGGAGGUACCUGUUCGGACAAUGGUUCUUCUUUCAGUUGUAAAUGUUCAUCCUCUUGGUCAGGUUCCACAUGUGAAACACUGGUAACACAAGCUAACAUCGAUAUGUGUGGUUUUGAAAACUCUAUGUGUCUCAGUAACUACAACGGUAACGAUGUCGAUUUCAAUAGGUACAGCUCAUUUACUAUGAAUGACGUGAGUGUUCAAGCACCAGAAGGGGGAGCAUUUGCUGCAGCUUAUGCUGGAUACAUUUCUAAUACACAGUAUGCAUAUCUGAUGUCAAAUUAUUUACCAGAGAAAGCCGUUAAAGUGACAUUCCAGUACAGAAUAGUGGGAACUGCUAGAUUGACAUUUGUGUACGAACAAAAGGGGAAGGAUAACGCAGCACCGUUUUCACAUUAUAAAAGCAAUGGCCACUGGCAAACGCAUACCGUGAGCAUACCUGCUGGGAAGAAUACAUUCGGUCCUGUAAGAAGAAUACUGAGAAAGAGACAAGUCAACGAAAAUGAAGAAUUUUUAAAAGCUCACAACGAACAGAGGAGGAUUGUAAGUCCCCCAGCUUCUAACAUGAGAGAAAUGAAAUGGAGUGAAGAACUUGCCACCAUUGCUCGUAACUAUGCCAAACAAUGUGUCUUUAGACAUAACUCUCAAAGAUCAAGCCAAUCGGCAACUUUCAGUUACGUUGGAGAGAAUAUUUAUAUUGGCACAUCAGAUUCAGGAACCCUUGCUGUUACUCUAUGGGAUAACGAAAAACAUGAUUACGAUCUUUCAUCAAACACUUGUACGGGGGUCUGUGGUCAUUAUACACAGGUUGUUUGGGCAGAAUCUGAAUAUGUAGGCUGUGCAAAAGUACUCUGUGGAAAUUAUUACCUUAUUCGGGAAUAUGAACAGUAUGCCUCCCUAUACAGCCGGUACAACGUGUUCCCAGUGUCCCCCUGUGUAUACAUGCAACAACGACCUAUGCAGUAA
Molecule: messenger RNA, 2007 nt
Organism: Saccostrea echinata
Lineage: Eukaryota; Metazoa; Mollusca; Bivalvia; Ostreida; Ostreidae
Product: delta-like protein C
Exons: 18
Coding region: 1-2007 (668 amino acids)
Cellular component (GO): extracellular region
Molecular function (GO): calcium ion binding
Source: RefSeq, a predicted model, not a curated record